This is a messenger RNA of Klebsormidium nitens, 872 nucleotides long. The record is from the annotation of a GenBank genome assembly. NCBI's taxonomy places the organism in Eukaryota, Viridiplantae, Streptophyta, Klebsormidiophyceae, Klebsormidiales, Klebsormidiaceae.
GGUUGUCAUCCGUAAUACCGAUGCUUGGCGGAGGGAAUAAGCUGGGUGGAGGCGGCUCGGCAGAGGUUAAGUUGGUGGCCAGGAAAGCGGGUGGACGAGCUGGAGGCGGGGGCGCCAGAAGAACGCUUUGGGUUGCAAUUUGUGGCCCAGAGGAGAGGGUUCCGAGGGGGGGUGGAGGAAAGUUGACUGGAAGAGCAUCGGAUGGUGGGGAGAUUGGAGUGUCAGGAAGAGAAGGGGCAGGGCUGGUUGGGGAGGGCGGGGGCGCUGGAAGAACAGUUCGGGCUGCAAUGGCUGGCGCGGUGGAAGGAUUAUCUAAGGGCGGGGGAGGGAAGUCGACAGAAAAGACAGCGGAUGGUGGGGAGAGUGUCGACUCGGAAAGAAGAGGAGCAGGACCGGUUGAAAAGGGUGGGGGCGCUGGCAGAACAGCUCCGGUUGCAGUAGCUGCGGGCGUGGUGGAAAUAACACCCAGGGGGGGAGGAGGAAAGUCGUUGGAAAGAGCAGCCCAUGGUGGGGAGAAUGUCGAGUCCGGAGCAGGACUGGUUGGAGAAGGGGUUGGAGUUGCAAUCUCUUCUGAAGGAGGUGGGACAAGACUGGAGUUGGGGAGGGGGAAUUGGUUGGUGGAGCAAUGGUACUCUCAGCAAGUGGGGGGCUGGUUGGGGCUGCACUACUACCAGUUGGGGCAGACACUGGACUUGGGGACGGGGGGUCAAUGUAAACCGGAACGACAGAAGGAAGGGGGGUGGAUGGGGGACUUGUGUUUGGGGUGGACUCAGAUGGGGAUAGAAGUGGGGAAGUUGCUGCGGAUAAGACAAUGUUGGGAAGGGGAGUACCAGAAAGAGGAGAAGGAAAUGAUGAUGAGGGGCUUUCAGUAG